AUGACAAUCCGACACCAAGGCCAGCAGUACAGGCCGAGGAUGGCAUUUCUCCAGAAGAUUGAAGCUCUGGUGAAGGAUAUGCAGAACCCAGAGACGGGGGUCAGAAUGCAGAAUCAGAAGAUCCUGGUCACCAGCAUCCCGCAUGCCAUGACAGGGAGUGAUGUUCUACAAUGGAUCAUCCAGCGGCUUUGGAUCUCCAAUCUGGAGGCACAGAACUUGGGCAACUUCAUCGUCAAGUAUGGCUACAUUUACCCCCUGCAAGACCCCAAGAAUCUCAUUCUCAAGCCCGACGGCAGCCUCUACCGUUUUCAGACGCCGUAUUUCUGGCCGACCCAGCAGUGGCCAGCCGAAGAUACAGACUAUGCCAUUUAUCUGGCCAAGCGAAAUAUCAAGAAGAAAGGAAUUCUAGAAGACUAUGAAAAGGAAAAUUACAAUUUCUUGAAUAAAAAAAUUAACUACAAGUGGGACUUUGUCAUCAUGCAGGCCAAAGAGCAGUACAGGACCGGAAAGGAAAGGAAUAAAGCAGACAGGUAUGCAUUCGACUGCCAGGAGAAGGCAUAUUGGCUGGUCCACCGGUGCCCUCCAGGAAUGAACAACGUGCUGGACUAUGGCCUGGACCGAGUGACCGAUCCAAAUGAAGUUCAGAAACAAACAAUCAUUGCUGUCAGAAAAGAGAUCAUGUAUUACCAGCAGGCCUUAAUGAGGUCCACGGUGAAGUCCUCGGUGUCCCUUGGCGGGAUCGUCAAAUACAGUGAGCAGUUUUUGUCCAACGAUGCCAUCAUGUCAGGCUGCCUUCCUAGCAAUCCUUGGAUUACAGAUGACACUCAGUUCUGGGAUUUAAAUGCCAAAUUGGUGGAAACGCCGACCAAGAUGCGGGUAGAGCGGUGGGCCUUCAACUUCAGCGAGCUGAUCCGGGACCCCAAGGGCCGGCAGAGCUUCCAGUACUUCCUCAAGAAGGAAUUCAGUGGGGAGAAUCUGGGAUUCUGGGAAGCCUGUGAAGAUCUGAAGUAUGGAGAUCAGUCCAAGGUCAAGGAGAAAGCAGAGGAGAUUUACAAGCUGUUCCUGGCCCCAGGGGCAAGAAGAUGGAUCAACAUAGAUGGCAAAACCAUGGACAUCACGGUCAAGGGGCUGAGGCACCCCCACCGCUAUGUGCUGGAUGCGGCACAGACCCACAUCUACAUGCUCAUGAAGAAGGAUUCUUAUGCUCGCUAUUUAAAAUCUCCGAUCUAUAAGGAGAUGCUGGCCAAAGCUAUCGAACCUCAGGAAACCAGCAAGAGAAGUACGUCCACGUUCCACACUCAGCCUUUCUUCCCGGCCACCCUGCUCUACCUUCGGGAGCCAGGCCAGCACGCCACGCCCAGCCCCCACCUGGCUGUGUACACUGGGACCUGCGUGCCCCCAUCACCUUCCAGCCCCUUCUCCCCAUCCUGCCGCUCGCCCCGGAAGCCCUUCCCCUCACCCAGCCGCUUCAUCAGGCGACCCAGCAUCGCCGUCUGCCCCUCACCCAUUAGGAUGGCCUUGGAGGGCUCCUCGGGCUCGGAGCAGAAGCGGGAGGCUUGCGGAUCCAGUUCUCGCCAAGGGCCCUCCGACUGCGACACCAGAGAGGCCUCCACCGACUGCCCCUGGCCCCGGCCCCUGCCCAGGACCCCUCCCAAGGCCCGCAUGGCUCUGUCCUUCAGUAGGCUUCUGAGACGAGGCUGUUUAGCCUCACCGGUCUUUGCCAGGCUCUCGCCCAAGUGCCCCUCUGUGUCCCAUGGGAAGGUGCAGCCCCUGGGGGAUGGGGGCCAGCAGCUGCCACGGCUGAAAGCCAGGAGAGUGACAAACUUUUUCCAGAUCAGAAUGGAUGUGCCUGUGGAGAGUGGGACCUGCCUGAUGGACUCGGAGGACACCGGAACAGGAGAAUCGGGUGACCAGGCCAUCAAAAAGGAGGUCAUCUGUCCCUGGGAGAGCCAGGCCGAGGGGAAAGCUGGCUGA
Molecule: messenger RNA, 1974 nt
Organism: Pteropus alecto (black flying fox)
Lineage: Eukaryota; Metazoa; Chordata; Mammalia; Chiroptera; Pteropodidae
Gene: RGS9
Product: regulator of G protein signaling 9
Exons: 19
Coding region: 1-1974 (657 amino acids)
Biological process (GO): G protein-coupled receptor signaling pathway; regulation of G protein-coupled receptor signaling pathway; intracellular signal transduction
Source: RefSeq, a predicted model, not a curated record